CCCAGGAGAGCAUCACUGGACACAGAGCAGGUGCUCCAGGUCUUUCCCACAGGAGAAGCACUUCCCAUGUCAGGGCACUCUGAGCUCAGUCAGCCCAUGGGACUAAUGAUGUCCUUGGUGGCUCUGAUCUCUGCUGUGGCACGGGGAUAGAGAAAAGCUGGGCAGAGCUGGAGAUGCUCCCCCAACUCUUUCCCAGCUGCAUCACUCUUGAGCAGCACAGCCCCAGUCUGAGAGGGUCUCAGGCUCAUCCCCCUGUACCAGGGCUCCUAAAUCACUUUUCCCCCUUAUCCUGCUUCCAGCUUCAGUGCACCACUUGCCAGGUGACUCUGUCCCGGCGAGGGACCCGUUUCUGCCUUGAAAUCAUCCUCCUGGAUCUUCUCUGCCUCGCUGCCCAUGGUCCCAGAGUAGAGCACCAGAUCCUUCACGAAGAUGCUCACAGCGCGGCAGAUAAAGGAGGUGAAGAGGUGGACGUGGAUGUAGUUGCGUGUGCAGUGCAGGCGCCUAUGGAGAAGGGAUGAGAAACCAGCCCAGCCCCAGCUGCCCCACCAGUUCAUCACAUGGAGGCCCUGAGAAGAGAGCUGCUACUGCCUAUUGGGCUGGGACCCAGGAUCCAGAAAGAGUGAAAAUGCUCUGUCCCAAGAGCACCCUGAAGGUGGCUGAUGAGACACUCAGGAACACUUCCUAAUGCAAGGUCUUCAAAUGGUUAGAAGGGGAGAGUGAGAGCAGAAACUUCUCCCACCAGAGCCUGCCCAGUGCCUGGGAAGGGACUGAAAGGUGGAAGAAGUGGUGCAGGGCUGUGAAAGGUUCUGAGGCAGUGAUCUGGCUUUAGCCAUCAACCUUCUUGGCCUUGAGGAGCAUCACAGUGGGGCUUUGUAAAGGCACAGGGAUGAGUCCUGCUGCUCACCAAAGCAGACAAAUGGAAGAACGAAAGACAAAGCCUUCUCCUUCACCUUUAGGAGGUGAGCACAGCUUCUCGCCUCCAGUGUGGCCUUUACCAGGGCAUCGGCUCAGCCCCGGGGUGAGACAGGGGCAAACCAGACCCACGGCACGAGUCCAGGGGGGACUGAGUCUUCAAGUGCCUCGGUCCUUGCAGAGCUGCCUAAAAACAGGAGCCUGCUGCUGUGGUACGGGGGCAGGUUCAUCUGCUGCCCUGCUGCUGCUUUGCUGCCAGGCACCCGGAGCCCUCCAGGGUUAGGUUUUCAGUGAUCACUUAGCAAGCAGCCCCCAUGCAGCCCACCCACUGCAGAUGCUGGAGGGGGAGAUGUUUCCCCCUUUUGAGGCCGAGAUGGGGGAGCAGCUGAUGACUUUGCAAUGCCGGGAGCUGAUGACAAUGGGCAAUUGUCAAGUUGGGGCCCCUCUCGUUUGAGUUUUCUUCCUUUUAUAGUAAGUAGCAGUUGCUCCAGCAGCUGGCCUGCCCCUCCGGGGUGAGCACAGGGCUCAUAUAUAAGGGAAGGAGCAGGCUUUUCCUUUCAUCCCCCGUCCCAGGGCUUCACAGGGAGGCAGGACUCGUCCCGACACCUUCACAGAGACCCAGCACGAUGCCGCUCAAGAAACCCGACCCGAGGAAGGACGCAGCCAAACAAGCUCCAGUCCCAGAGCCCCCCCGAGAGCCUGCCUUCGACCUCAAGAGCGUGAAGAUCGAGUUCACCGCAGAGCAGAUCGAAGAGUUCAAAGAAGCCUUCAGCCUGUUUGACAGGACACCUGCAGGAACCAUGCAGAUCACCUACGCCCAGUGCGGGGACGUCCUGAGGGCGCUCGGCCACAACCCCACCAAUGCAGAGGUCCUGAAGGUGCUGGGCAAGCCCAAACCAGAAGGUGACAGCAAACUGGGGCAGCAUGAACAGGAAAUGAACACAAAGACGCUGGACUUCGAGACCUUCCUCCCCAUCCUGCAGCACUUCACCCGCAACAGGGAGCAAGGCACCUUCGAGGACUUCGUGGAGGGGCUGCGAGUCUUCGACAAGGAGGGCAACGGCAUGGUGAUGGGCGCCGAGCUGCGGCACGUGCUGGCCACGCUGGGGGAGAAGAUGACAGAAAAUGAGGUGGAGCAGCUCAUGGCAGGGCAGGAAGAUGCCAACGGCUGCAUCAACUAUGAAGCUUUUGUCAAGCACAUCAUGUCUGGCUGAGAGAAGAAACUUCAGGCACUGCACGUCCACAGAGACGUCUGGUGUGAGCCACCAUGGAGAGUUGGCCUUCGCCAGUGUGUGCCUGAGCCUGGGUAAACAACGAGACAUCUGCAACUUGGUUUCAAAUGUUAAGUUAUUAUUUUCACAUUUUUCUUGUCACAUUUGGCUCAUUAAAUUUCAUUUCUCCCUCCUUUAA
This is a messenger RNA of Pogoniulus pusillus (Red-fronted tinkerbird), 2322 nucleotides long. RefSeq names its product myosin light chain, embryonic. Gene Ontology annotation, biological process: cardiac muscle contraction. The record is from RefSeq and is a predicted model, not a curated record. Gene Ontology annotation, molecular function: calcium ion binding; actin monomer binding. Gene Ontology annotation, cellular component: myosin II complex; A band. The transcript has 9 exons. NCBI's taxonomy places the organism in Eukaryota, Metazoa, Chordata, Aves, Piciformes, Lybiidae. Bases 1539 to 2126 code for a protein of 195 amino acids.